This is a messenger RNA of Exophiala spinifera, 2283 nucleotides long. RefSeq lists its product as uncharacterized. The coding region runs from base 1 to 2283 and encodes 760 amino acids. The record is from RefSeq and is a predicted model, not a curated record. The transcript is spliced from 2 exons. Gene Ontology annotation, biological process: regulation of DNA-templated transcription. Gene Ontology annotation, cellular component: cytoplasm; Ino80 complex. NCBI's taxonomy places the organism in Eukaryota, Fungi, Ascomycota, Eurotiomycetes, Chaetothyriales, Herpotrichiellaceae.
AUGACAAUAACAUCAAUAUCUCGCAUCACGACUGAACGUCGCCUGCCUACACCUCCCGAGAACGGACAGUCAGAUUCGCAACCAAGAAUCUAUCCUGCUCCCGACUUUCCCUUCAGAGGCUGGCAGCCUCCCCAGGCAGACGGCUAUCGUCAGAGUGCAGCGAAUCCAUCCGAGAACGCCAUAGUCAUCGACAAUGGCGCAAGCACCAUCAAGGCUGGCUUCUCUUUUGACAAAAGCCCCCGGUUCCUCGUGCCACCUCUCGUUGCGAAGUACAAGGACAGGAAAUAUAACAAAUAUUGCAUGUUCGUUGGCCAUGAUGCCUACGCCGACGCGACGACUAGGGGACAGAUCAGAACCGCCUUCGAACAGAACACUAGUAUCCCGACCAAUUGGGACAUAAUGGAGAACAUAUAUGACUACAUCUUUCUGAAGUUGGGAGUCGAUAACGAAGGAAGUGUGGGCAGGCCCCUUGUUGUGACAGAACCAGUCGGCAACCUGGGCCACAGCAGAAGGAUGAUGAAUGAGAUGCUGUUUGAAUGCUAUGGCGCUCCGAGCGUUACCUACGGUAUUGAUAGCCUGUUUUCAUUCCGACAAAACAAAGGAUCCUCGGGCCUGAUCGUAUCGUCGUCACACACGUCUACACACAUCAUUCCGGUCCUCGAUCGCAAACCACAGAUGCAGUCCUGCGCACGGUUGAACUGGGGAGGUUCACAGGCACAGGAGUUCCUUUUCAAGCUCAUCCGUCUGAAAUAUCCCAAUUUCACCGGGAAAAUGACCACCGAGCAGAUGGAGACGUACAUCAAAGAAUACUGCUACCUGUCCAAUGACUACUCUUCCGAACUCUCUACAUACCUCGACUGGAGCGGAUUGGAAGAAGAGCGAGAUAUCAUCAUUCAAUAUCCUUUCACUGAGCAGGUUGUGGUUGAGAAAUCGGCCGAAGAAUUGGCGAGAAUCGCAGAACGAAAGAAAGAAUCUGGCCGACGACUACAGGAGCAGGCUGCGAAGAUGCGGCUCGAAAAGCUCAUUAGGAAGGAGCAACAAUUGGAGUACUACCAGCAGUUACACGAGUCUUAUGUCAAUGCGCCUACCAAGAAGGAACAAAGAAGAAUCCUGGAUGACGAGGAGCUCAAGGACGAAGCAGCCUUGGAGAGGGUCAUCAGAGAUCUUGAUAAAUCCAUCAAAAAAUCGAGGAAUAAAGACUUGGGCGGAGCGGAAGAAGAAGAAACACUCGAAGAACAACUGAAUAAGUUUCCUCUUCUAGAUGUGCCAGAUGACCAACUGGAUGAAGAUGGUAUCAAGGAAAAGAGACAUCAGAGACUAAUGAAGUCCGGAGUCGAGGCAAGGAUCAGAGCCAAAGCGGAGAAGGAACGGGAACGGGCGAGAAUCGCGGAAGAGGAGAGGCUCGACGUUGAGAUGCGUGAGAACAAAUUCGAUCAAUGGCUCGCAGGCCGUCGCGAGCAGCGCGAGUCGCUCUUGGCUAAGAUCAAAGAGCAGGCACGACUCAAAGCAGAUUCGGGAAAUCGAAAGGGCAUUGCUUCCCAGAUGCGCAUGAAAACUCUGGCGAAUCUCGCUGCGGAUGGGCCCAAGCGGAAACGUCGAGGCGGUGGCGAAUACGAUGACGAUUUUGGAGCCAACGACGAGGACUGGGGCGUCUACCGCACAGUGGCUACUGAGCCUGCCAGUGACGACGAUGAGCCUGAGGAAGACCCUGUGGCAGCAUUGAAAGCGAUCGAAAGUGAACUUCUGCAGUUCGACCCCGACUUUCAAGAGAAAGAUACUCUGGAGGCCCAAAAUGACUGGACCAAAAGCAUCAUGCAUGCUUUUCUUCGAGGAGCGAGACCAGCAGACCCCGAGAGUCAGCGCGAGGCCAACCAGAUCCAUCUCAAUGUCGAAAGAAUUCGCGUCCCUGAAGUUGUCUUUCAGCCAGGCAUUGCCGGAGUUGAUCAAGCAGGUCUAGUAGAGAUCAUUGAGGGCAUUGUAACGGGUCGCUUUUCCGAUCCCACACAGCAACAGGCGCUCCUGAGAGACGUUUUCCUAACGGGCGGAAAUACCAUGUUCGCCUCGUUCGAGGAUCGACUUAAGCGCGAGCUCGUUGCCAGCUUGCCAGACACCCUGACAAUCGGUGUACGUAAGGCCAAAGACCCUAUUCUUGAUGCCUGGAAAGGGGCAGCGGGUUGGUGGAGUACUGGGGCAAGAGCUGAGAGGGAAGCGGCCACUAUCACACGCGCAGAGUACUUAGAAAAGGGAAGCGAGUACAUCAAGGUAAUCCCAGCCUCCAGCUAA